This is a messenger RNA of Ectocarpus sp. CCAP 1310/34, 1987 nucleotides long. NCBI's taxonomy places the organism in Eukaryota, Phaeophyceae, Ectocarpales, Ectocarpaceae. The record is from the annotation of a GenBank genome assembly.
GCCAGAAGCAGGUUCUUCGUACAGAUGCCGUAGGUCGGCUUGUCGACCACCGCCCGGGGCCAAAGCAACACGUCUAGAGGCUGCACGUGCCACGCCCAAUUUUCAUCCAUUCUGUUGGUUGGGUGCCCUGCGCCUUGCGCGGGGCAACGGGUGCCUCGAAAAAAAACCCAGCAGGCGAUCGAGGUGGACGAGGGCUAUGAUGUCUCAGUCUACAGCACACCUAUUUUUUUGAAGUCCGCAAGGGACCCAGCUUCAGCACCGGCGCGCAGGCUUCCUUCUCCAAGAGCAACGAGAACGCAGGCGAUCGAGGUGGACAAACAUGUCUGCCAUGUCCAAGAUGCCCUCUCUUCGCGUCCAGUUCCCAUGUGCGGGAGAUCGCGUCGACGAGGUUCGGCAUUCCUACGAUGCGCCCGGAAAAUCUCGAGCGAGCCGGACCGUACCAAUCCGAUGACAUCAAGGAGCAAACGACCACUCACACCGGCCUGGACACCACCAUCUUCACGACCAGCGGUGGCGGCGACACCAGCAGCUGCAAGGGCGAGCGACGGCAUCUACAACACCACCUCCAGCUCACCUGCGAGGUACUGAGGGGAAGGCGUCAUCCUCGAGAGCCCCAACACUGGGGAUAAGGUGGUAACCGCCGGGGAACGCAUCGUCAUCGAGAAAACCCGAGCAAGAAAAAGAGGGACUGGGUCAAAAAUGAAGCUGGGAGAACCCAAAGUCGGUGAAGAAGAUAUUCCGACGUAUAGGCGGCCUUGAUCGUACCCGAGCUUCUUCUUGACCAGGUCCGCCUUUUUCUUGCUGGAGUUGGUUUUCUCGAUGACGACACGUUCCCCGACGGUCACCAGGUCGGGAAGUUGAACAAAGACAACAACAACACCAAAUAUUGACCACAGCAGACACACGGACAUGGGCUUCUCAACCACGCACUCACUCCACUCGGUGGGGAAAAAAUUCGAGGAUAGGCUGGAGGGCUCGUUUGUCUGGGGUGGAUCGUGGAGUGAAGAUCGGUCAUCGCCGUUCCUUCGGGAUGAUUUCUCUUCCCACUGAUUUCUUGUCUCGAUGUAUUCCGGUAAGCAUCGUCAUUUGUGCGCCACCAACUGUAGUGAAAGAAGAACACCGCGGGUGAUGUUAGGUACGCCACCGAGUGUUGCUUCAGUCCAAUUGUUAUCAAUUCUCCAACAGCGAGCGAGCACCGGUCGUUGUGGUUCAGCUGUGACUUGCAUGCUAUUAGCUGUUGGCAGGCGCGCACAAUAAAAUAUCUGGCCUAAUUCGCGUUGGGGGCCCGUGGGGGAGGGCAGGUUUCACGGUGCGUAUACGGGGGAAAUUAUGAAUGUUCGUGUGUAGCGAGUCGUGGAGAGUGUAAGAGGCUCACUGUCUGGUUUGCUAUGCGAGCGUGGGACGCCGCUUGCGCGUUGUUACCGUGGCUACGGCAUGGAAACGAUUUCUCUCAUUAUCAUGUAACGUUUUGUUUGGAAGAGGCCACUACGUUUGUGCUUGCAAUGCUUUGCAGUUUUUAGCGUUGCCAAAUAUAGCAACCAGGAAAAGCUGCGCCACUCGAGUUUGUGCUCUUGAGUGCGCCAACCAUUGUAGUGUUUUUCCCUCUCCCCAUACCUAUUUUUCGCGGAGUAGUCUCACAGUUCGAUCCAUGACUAUUUAAGUUCAACGAGGCGUGCUUCGGUGGACCAAAGGUUAGUGUCGAGAAAGAUAUGGAUGGCGUUACGGACACUCGUUCUGCUAUUAUACAAGGUUCAUAGAGGAGGCGAACUGUAGAGCGACCUUAACCAAACUGUAGACUCUAAACGUUUUAGUAGUAUGGUCUGCUUGCCGCAGGUUAGGCGGUGGGGAUUUUUGCAAAGAGCCUAGUCCCGUUAUGCUAUGCAACAGUGGAGUGGAGGUGUUCCUUGAUGAUGCACAAAAUGCUUUUGCUUGUGAAUUUUUGCCCGAUGGCAAACGGUACUAUAUCUUGUACACCCUUUCAGAUGAU